Molecule: messenger RNA, 1281 nt
Organism: Ogataea angusta
Lineage: Eukaryota; Fungi; Ascomycota; Pichiomycetes; Pichiales; Pichiaceae
Exons: 1
Coding region: 1-1281 (426 amino acids)
Biological process (GO): negative regulation of transcription by RNA polymerase II; positive regulation of transcription by RNA polymerase II
Molecular function (GO): RNA polymerase II cis-regulatory region sequence-specific DNA binding; DNA-binding transcription factor activity, RNA polymerase II-specific; zinc ion binding
Source: RefSeq, a predicted model, not a curated record
AUGCUACAAGCAAAUGUUCCGGCCCAGAAAUCAGAUUCCCAUGUCAAGCUUCUGAAAAAGGAGAUUGAACGGGAGUUCAGCGAGCAAUGCAACACGUCUCUUCAGAUAUGGCGGAUGUUCAACAACAAAAACACCCUCCUGCCCAACAACAAGCGCAUUCUGAACCUGUCUUGGAGACUCAACAGUAUCGAGAACGUUAAGCGGCGGAGGAAUUCCGACACGACCAGCAAAAUCACCAAGACGCCCAUUGCCCGCAACACUCACAAGUAUUCCGACUCGCAGUCGAGUAAUAAUCUAUCGCUGGUAAAGCCGCAUUUGCCCGAAUCGCUGUUGAGUGCCGAGACCCCUGAAAACCCGGAAUUCGACUACAUCGAGCACAUCCGCAGAAUUUCAAAAGAGGAGUACGGAGUCAACCCGGACGUCCGCUCCGCCAACGAGCCGUUCCGUUCAUCGAUAUCAUCGACGGAGCACGAACCAGCAUUCUCCAUAACCGACCCAAUUACAAUAGAUUCCAAAGAGCGCAUGGACAUUAACGACUACUUCUCACCGGAGACCAGCCAUUCACUGUCUUCUAAUACUAAUUCAAUAUUUUCGACCGCUGCAGCCCAACCAUUCCAGUUCUCACAGACGCACCACAACCAGCCCGGGGUGUCUCAUCCGCAGACGUCCUCCCAAGGAAGGCAAAAUGACGACUUCAACGUGGACCAUUUCCUGAAAUUCGACGACAACAUGUCGGAGAUGAUGGACAUGGCCAACUUCGCGCAGUCUGACAAGGAGAAGCCUCUGAGCUCAAUCAAGGAGGAGAAGUCCUCGUCCGACUACAGUUUGGCCAACUACAUCAACACUCUGGAAGUUUCACUGGAUCGUCGCGACAGACCGGUCUACGACAAACUGUCGCCAACGUUGACGACGGCAAGCGCCCGGUCGGUGCCUACGGUGACGCCGGCCUCGGCAAAGGGCUCUCAGCAGCCGAUAUGCGAAAACUGUUUCACCUCAACGACUCCUUUGUGGCGCAAAACGUCGGACAACAGGCUCUUGUGCAACGCCUGCGGUCUGUUUUUCAAGCUGCACGGUGUUAUUCGCCCUCUCAACAACACUGCGUCUGGACCGAAAGCCACCGAGCGCAACAAGCGCAAACGCGCCGCCGUGGAGCUUGGAGAACACAACUCCAUGGUGAAAGUUGCUCCCCAGCCAAUUAGAACAGACAGUUUCAAGUCGGACAAUAUGCAAAUGGGCGAGACGUUUGCCGGGGAUUGGGACUGGCUCAAGUUCAAUGUCUAG